Messenger RNA from Geodia barretti, 765 nucleotides. NCBI's taxonomy places the organism in Eukaryota, Metazoa, Porifera, Demospongiae, Tetractinellida, Geodiidae. The record is from the annotation of a GenBank genome assembly.
AAAAACGGAGCUGGGCUCUGGGUCUUCUGCUGCAGGUGAUCAGGGAUGGAUACAAGAUUCGUGGUGCUGCUAGUGUGUGUCUUGAGCCUCUACCUGUGUUGCAGGGCCCAGCCGACCUAUGUGGUGGACGCGAGAGUCGGUCUAGGGCGGCAGUUCGACGGCAUCGGCGGACUGAGCGGAGGGGGAGCUACUUCUCGUCUUCUGGUUAACUACAAUGAUCCCUACCGGGAGCAAAUCCUGGACUUCCUGUUCAAGUGCUCCAUAACUGCUUUUGCUACGUUUUUUAUGGACGUCGUUUGUUGUUUUCAGCCAAAGUUUGGAGCGUCCCUGCAAAUCCUGAAGGUGGAGAUUGGAGGAGAUGCUCAGAGCACAGAUGGCACGGAGUCAUCUCACAUGCAUGCAGCAGGUGAUCUGAACUAUGAGAGGGGCUAUGAAUGGUGGCUCAUGACCGAAGCAAAGAAGAGGAACCCGAACAUCAAACUGUAUGGACUCUCAUGGGCCUAUCCAGCAUGGGUUGCAAAUGGAGGUGACACCAGCAACCCCUACGGUUUCCCUGAACUGACUGCUGGCUAUAUCGUCAAGUGGAUCCAGGGAGCCAGGUCUCAAUAUGAUCUUGAUAUUGACUAUGUUGGAAUUUGGAACGAAAGGUAUUUCAAUGCUACGUACAUUAAGACGCUGCGAGAAGUUCUGGAUGAAAACGGGUUCUCCUCGGUCCAGAUAGUGGCUGCAGAUAGCAGUUUCAGUGGCAUUUCGACUGCCAUGUGA